AUGCUUUCCCUAACACCCACGUCAGGAAAGGUGAAGAGCAUCUCAGAGGAAACCAUCGUGGACGUGGAGACACACAUGGAGCGGUACAUGCUGGUUGUACUUGCUGGUGGCCCUACUGCCAUGUUGACAGCCAACUCUACAUUGGGUUUAUUCAGAGGUCUUUGGACAAUGGUGGUAUGA
Messenger RNA from Laccaria bicolor S238N-H82, 180 nucleotides. RefSeq lists its product as uncharacterized. The record is from RefSeq and is a predicted model, not a curated record. NCBI's taxonomy places the organism in Eukaryota, Fungi, Basidiomycota, Agaricomycetes, Agaricales, Hydnangiaceae. The transcript has a single exon. The coding region runs from base 1 to 180 and encodes 59 amino acids.